This is a messenger RNA of Phalaenopsis equestris, 783 nucleotides long. Its product is annotated as heavy metal-associated isoprenylated plant protein 5-like. Gene Ontology annotation, molecular function: metal ion binding. Bases 148 to 624 code for a protein of 158 amino acids. The transcript has 3 exons. NCBI's taxonomy places the organism in Eukaryota, Viridiplantae, Streptophyta, Magnoliopsida, Asparagales, Orchidaceae. The record is from RefSeq and is a predicted model, not a curated record.
UGGAAGUUACACCAGGAAGUCAAGACUUCACCUGAUCGUGGGCACCCAGAGCAAUGGAUCAUGGGUUGUUACUUUUAAGCGUUCAAGAUCAUUUUUCCUUCCCACAUCUUCAGUCCAGACAGUGCAACCUAUGAAACAAGCAGAUCCAUGGGGAUGGACCAAAGGCCGGAAGACGGCCCCAUUAGCGUUGUCUUCAAGUUUGAGAUGCAUUGCGAGAAUUGUGUCCAGAAAGUCCGCCGAAAAGUCGAAAAAUUCAAAGGCGUUGAGGCCGUCGCGUCAGACAUCUCGGCAAGCAAGCUGACUGUGAUUGGAAAGGUGAAUCCUUUUGAGCUUCGGGACAAGUUGGAGAGCAAGAUGCAUAAGAAUGUCGAACUCGUUGUCGCCGAGCAAGAGAAGGAGAGCGCUAAGGCCGAACAGAGCUCGGAGAAGGAGACGAGCGAUAAGAAGAAUGUUGCAGCGGCGGCUUCAGGGCAGGAUGCGGGGAAGGCUGCUGCCGAGGCAGCGGUCGCCGCAACAUUAGAAGCGAUCAGGAGGGAGUACUACAGCCGUUGGUACAGUAACUAUCGGCUGGGUCCAUCGCCGUCCUUCAGGGAGGAGAACCCCAAUGAUUGCUCCAUCAUGUAAUCCGGGUUAAAUAUGAAUGAAUGCUUGAUGUGUCGUAAGUUAGUGAUUCGUGCGCAAUAUUAAUUUCUUAGGUUUAUAUUAUGUGGUUGUUUGGAUUUAAAGACUUUGGGUGAGGCAAUCAUUAAAGGUUCAUUUAUGGUCGUCUAUUUGGAGAUCUAU